Molecule: messenger RNA, 5280 nt
Organism: Hippocampus comes (tiger tail seahorse)
Lineage: Eukaryota; Metazoa; Chordata; Actinopteri; Syngnathiformes; Syngnathidae
Product: lipopolysaccharide-induced tumor necrosis factor-alpha factor homolog
Exons: 5
Coding region: 4570-5058 (162 amino acids)
Cellular component (GO): nucleus; cytoplasmic side of lysosomal membrane; cytoplasmic side of late endosome membrane
Molecular function (GO): zinc ion binding
Source: RefSeq, a predicted model, not a curated record
GCUUCAGUCAUGAUUUUUGUUUGAUACUUUGGACUUUGUUUUGGAUUUACAGCAGUUUUCUCUGUAUUUUAUCAAUCCAACUCAAGUACAACCUGCCUGCUCCUCCCGCCUGCCUGCUUUUUGGGGUCCACCAGCACCUCGCAACGUGACAGAUUGCUGGUAUAAAAUAUGCAAAGGUUGAGUUUUUGCAUGUAAAAUAUAUUCUUGUUUUCAACUGUAUGUUUUAUUCUUAAUGAUUAUGUAUAAUUGUAAUUUUACACACAUGUUUAUGAUGGUUGCCGGGCACGCGAUUUCACAAAUUUACACAGAAGCACUUGCAUGCUAUGCUACAUUCAGACCAAAGGCGAGAUGAGAUCCAGGGCCUUGGGCAAAUGAAAGUCCAGAAGCUUGGCUAGAUGAGGAGUGAGACCCAAGACCUUGGGCUGAUAAGGAAGGAGAUUGUGAGUCUUGGGCAAACAAGGAUGCAGAUUCAGGACCUUAGCUGAGAAGAUCCGGAGCCUAGAGCGAGGAAGAGGGCACAUCCAGAACCUUGGGCCUAUAAGAAGACAGAUCCAGGACUUUGGGGUAUCGCCCAGGAGACACAUUUGAUACUUUGAGGCUGAAGAAGAAGCAGUGCCACGGCGUUACUGCUGAUAAGGAGACAGCACCAGAAGAGAUCCCAUCCUUUGCUCCAAUCUAUGGUCGGCAGAUGGCAGCAUCAUGCAUAGACCAUGAACAAGUCACCUAAUGCAUAGCUUUAAGCCACUUUCAGUUUCAAGUGAAAGCAGUGACUUUAUAUUGUAUUGUUGGGGUUUGUUUGUUUUACAGCUCUUAAUAGUUUGGGUGGCAGAAAUAUGUCAUCUGUCACUGUAACCUCAUUCGACUGCUCUUCCGUGGUCAUCAUUCAACACUGUGGCCAAGAUGUUUGCGCUGUGUGGGGGGGGGGACCCCAAAUGUUUCACAUUCCAAAGGCCAAACAAGUCUAACAGGUUGCAAUGUGAUGUUACGCUCAGUCUUGACGUUAUUCCACUCAGUUUGGUUUCCUCCUUUGUCCAAGCCUCUCUUGUGGCUUCUGCCGACUCCGCUUUGCAUACACGACUGCUAGAACGCGUACCACCUCUUUGUCGGAAGGGGCUCCACAUCUAUGGCUUGUACUGACUGAUAUCAAGGACUUUGUGGACUUUUAUGUAGUUGUUUUUCCACCCAAUGAUCAAUCGCUGGGGAUCAACUCAAUGCGAGUGUCAUCGUUAAUAACAGCAUUUAUUUUGAUGGCAAAAUUUGAUGCAUGUGAAAUACAUUUUUUUUCUCAACAGCACAGUCUGAGCAUGUUUUAAACAAUGGCUAGUGAUCAUUGCUCUUAUCUUUUUUUUUUUUUUUUAAUGAGGGCUUGCGUUUAUUUGCACGUGCAAUCACUGCAUUGUGAUGAAAUUGUUAUUGCUCGCAAUAACAAAGAAUUGUUAUUGUUUCAAAAAAGUGUUUCCAUGCAUUUCCCUGUUUCAACAAUAAGUAUUUGAAUGGGCUAUGCUGUUUCGCGGUGCAAUCAGUAUCUUUCGCGAUGAUAACAUCAAAUUAUGUUCCAUUUUUUUUUUAUCAGCGUCUUUCUGUGUACAUCUGUUUCCAUAAAAUUUGAGUUUUCACGUGGCUGUUAUUUCAGUUAUCACUCAAUCACUUUUAUGAUUAUUCUCAUCCUCAUCAGCAAUGAUAGUCAUGCACAUAACUCACAUCAUUGUGCUUGAUUCUCAUAGCUUUUGUGAAUUGCUUAUUCUUGAUUUCCAGUCUAAGUAACAGAUUUGAUAUUCUUAUUUCAUCAUUGAGAGAGAAAAGAGUUGCUUGCUUUCUUGAAAAUGUCAUUAGUUUUAGGUUAUAUUGUACCGUUUGUUUUUUCUUUACUCAAAACAACAACUGCCAGCUCUGGAAAACACCCUAUAAAAAUAUUUUUUGGUCUCAUUGCAUGUACUUUCUUAUUAUUGUCCCAAUUAAAAGUUGUAUUCUGAGUUGAAGCUAAAUAUUUCUCGUAUCUGCGUGUGCCGCACCCCUAAAAGGGUUCGAGCGUCAUUCGUGACAUUAUUGGAUGUUAUGAAACACGGCUCCGUGAGUGUUAUGCAAGUGCAAAAAUUAACGUGUCACAAGGGGCAAGUGGAGGCAUAUGUUGCGGCACAUGUCGCAAAUUUGGAGCUGCACAAGUUGCAUUUCAGUCAGCAACAAAAGCGCUAACUGACGAGCGAGCACAAUCGAUUGUGUGAGCACAUGAAUAAUGUUGAUUGGUGGAUAAUGUAUAGACUGACGAUGCAUAGCCUGCUCCUGAAGUCGUCUGGCAACUUCACCGGUCCAGAAAAAAAAACGCAAAUGUGAACUUGUUUUAACCUCCCUUAAUGUCAGAUAGAUUUGUAAUGUAGGUCAUGUCACAUUCACUCCCUUGUCGUGUCGAAAAGAGGUCAGGUCCUUUUGAUUGUCAGACACUUGAAAACCACGUUUAGAAGAAUUCAUGAGUACUGCUAACAUUGCACAGACACAGGAACAAGUGGGACAUACUGUUCCAUAUUUUAAAAAAAACACUCUGUGUUUUUUGUUGUUGUUGAGGUUUUUUUUUAUUGUUUUUCAUGGAAAAUAUUUAUUACUGGUUCCUUAGCAUCUUUUUCAAUAAUUUGGUGGGGAGGUUAAAAAAAUUACAUAUAAUCUUCAUUAUAUAUAAUAUUGCAUCGCGACUGGAGUCAAAUGGAUAACACUUGAAUUGGUAUCAGGCCAAUACCGGGCUUAUUUUAAAGUAUCGGGGACUCGCAGAGGCUGCUGAUACCAGCCACUGAUACUUAGAGCAGAAAAAUAAAUAAGAAUAAUCUGACAUUAAACUGGUCUUCCUCUGCCGUAGUUGGCGCAAUAUUGCGGCACCUUGACAAAUUGGCGAAUCUUCUUUUUGGGACUUAAUUUAGCAAUUGUGAUCUUUCCACGCACCUUCUUGUAAUUUCUGGAGAAUCCCUCUGUGUUGCUCUUUGUUGCUCUUGGGUCCAAACCGCACAUAUGCCAUGACACGCUGCCUCAUAACUGGAGUGUAUCGCAUCCUAAUUGGGAAUAAAUGAAUGGUAUCAUAUUGCAUUGCUAUUCCAGUCCAUUGUGUCCAUUUUAACGAAUGGUAUCAAAAUUAGACUUAAUCAAAUGGUAUCGCAUUGGGUGAAUUUUACGAUAUCGCAGUUGGAGCGGAUCAACUCGUGCGAAAUCUAUCAUAAUAGGAGAGUCAGUUGUUCCUGUAAUUUUAUUUGUGUGAUUCAAUUCACAAAAUACAAAUGUUUGUGUGUUGUUGGUUGAAAAAGGCUUGCCGUCAACUAGUUUGUUUUACUCAGAGAGCUUGGAUGGAUUUUUUUUUUUUUAAACCUACUUAUGACCUAUACACUUUAGGUAACAUCUGCUGAAAUUAUAGGAUGUCAGGAUGUCAUAACUAUUUUGUAAUUGCAGUAAAGAACUGGUUGGACAGGCUUUGAUCUUGCAGCUAUUUCCGACAACUUACAUGUCGCAUCGUCACAGUCGAGCUCGCGACUCUCCAAGGUAAGACCGCCGCUCUCGGAUCUCACACACAUCAUAUCGACUCUCCUUUCGGUCCUGACGGACGCACAGCACGGAUGUGAAAGACGCAUUUGCGUCCAUUUCAAACGAGUGGUCACAGCUUGGUAGAUUUUUGACUUGCGGUGAUGUUUUUGUGAGUUGACCAAAUGACACAAGGUCAAUGCUUGAAGAGGGAUUGUUCACAAAAUAUGGACUACUUUUAUUGGGAGGGGCAGGGGGCUGUUCUCUGUGAUUGGCCAGCAACCAUUCGAGGGUGUGGCCUGUCCAAAGACAGCUGGGAGAGGUUCGAAUAAUGGAUGGAUUGGAUGAAGUUUGGAAAUAUUUUGGUUGUAACAAUACAAACUUUUUCAGCAUUUUAAAUCAUCCUUCCAAAUUUGAUAUAAUCUACAAAGUAGUACAUGACCAUUCAAAACUAAAAUGAGAAUGAACAUGCUUGAGAAAGAAUAUGAAACAAAAUAAAUCCAUUUAAAAAUCAACUCAGAAAGUUCAUGAUUGAUGUUCAUUGACAGACAUGAAAGAGGAGGACAUUUUUGCUGUCAUUCUGUUUUUUUUUUUUUUUUUUGGCGGGGUACUUUAUAAAUGCAAAAUGUAAUUUCGGUUCGUUUUUGUUCACGGAAAUCUCCAUUUUAGUUGGGGUUAUUUUUGUCAGUUUCCGUGAACUGUUGCAUUACAGGGGUCUCAAACUCAUUUCUGUGAAACCAUAUCAGGAAGUCAAGAAUAAUGGUAUAUUCAAGUAUAGUUUAAGUUACUGUAAUGAGGGUUUUGGCAACAAGAAAAGUUAAAAUAGCUCUUUUAUAUCUGACAUACGAGAAUUUGAAGUAUCGGUCAACAUUUUAGUAAGCAUCACAGAAGUCAACUUUUUGAUUUGCUUUCGCGGGCCACAUCAAAUGAUACGGCGGGGCCAGAUCCAGCCCCCGGGGCUUGAGUUUGACACCGGUGUAUUACAACCUCGGUAGGAACAGAAUCUGCUGAAAACGCAUCCUCACUACUAUUUGUCUUCAUCGUGAGCUUCUUUUUGGGUUGGUCAGUACCUCGAUGGAGCCUCCGACGUACAACGAGGCCACAAUGCUACCUUCCGCUGUGGCCGUGGAAGACUUUGAAGUUUGCCCUCCGCCUUCUUAUUACGCUUCCGUUUGCCAGCAUUCAAACCCGCCUCCUUAUCAAGAAACCAAUCCGUUUCCUGCCUUGAUGCCAACUAUCUUCCACGCCCCUCAGACCUUUCCAGUCAUCCAUUCAACACCGCCGGCAGCUGUGGUGUCCCAGCCAACGUCCGAACCAACUUCAACGACGUCCAACCUGCUCGGCUCUCCGGGCAGCGUUCGGUGUCCGCACUGCCGCCGCGACGUUGUCACCAAAAUCAAACAAAUGCCCUCGAAGAGGGCUUACACUUUAUGCUGCGUCCUGUCGUUUUCUGGGCUGGUUUGUGGCUUCUGCCUGAUUCCUUUCAUGAUUCCAGACCUGUGGGAUGUUCAUCACUACUGUCCUCACUGUGGAAAACAUCUACACGUACAUCAUAAAUCUUGACGUGGAUCCACUCUGGAUUAUUUGAACACUUUUUGUAUGCAGAUCGAGGAACUUUUUGGGGGGGGGGGGACUUAAAAAGAAAACAAGGCCACAUUAAACGUGGACCAAAAAAACAACAACUAUACCUCCAAAAAUGGAAUUAGCAUCUUCAGAGAAUAUGUUUUUCUUGGGACUCAUAACAGUAAAGACAUUUUGGCAUUAAACGUUUGAACAGAAAUAUUA